Messenger RNA from Cutaneotrichosporon oleaginosum, 801 nucleotides. RefSeq lists its product as uncharacterized. The record is from RefSeq and is a predicted model, not a curated record. Lineage: Eukaryota; Fungi; Basidiomycota; Tremellomycetes; Trichosporonales; Trichosporonaceae.
CGUCUUGGUCGCGGCAUCAACCUGCCCGCCCGCCGCAUUACAAGGGUGGAGAAGAAAGCGUGACAGUGGGGCAGCCUCAUGAAGAUGAGUGAUCACCAUGAGAAAGAGCUUAGUCCAAGUCAACCAGCAUGCGCCUUAACCUCGCGUUCGCAUGGCUUGCAUUGUCCACCACGGCCGUCUCAGCUGCCUCCAGCGUACAGGCGGCUUUGGAUGUCCUCAUCUCUGUGGCCGGAGAACUGCAAGUUAUGAGAGAAGAGGCGCGGCAUACAAAGCGCGCGGGGAUCCCUAUGGACCUAGGGCCGUGUGAGCCGCGUUGCGUUGAAGGAGAUGGCGUGUGGGACGAUUGCCUUAUCUUCGUCAACUUCACGAAGUGCCUUCAGCACUGCUAUCAGAAGUGGAGCGAAAUCGCGGACUGCUUCCACUGCAACCAGGAGAAUCGGCGGAAAGACCACCGCAUCUGGGAGUUGCAGUUGGGCGAGGCGUGCGUCAGGUUCCUCCGGGACCCCACGGCGGAUCCCUCAUGGGUGGCUGGCGAUGGGCAAGCUUAUGGGGCGACUUUCACAUACGGGCAAGCACCAACCCAGUCAGCUGGAAAUAAUUCAAGUCUCCCUCCUAUAAGGACGAUCACGGUGGGCAACGCAGCAGCAACCAAUCCUUCUCAGUCUAGCGCUGCGUCGUCCCGGAACCUUGGUAGAGCGGAAACCAGGCUAGGGGUGUUAUUAUUAGUAGUAUCUUGCUCGCUCGUGAUCGAUAAACUUUGGACGUAGACGGAACUGGACACAUGUAUGACUGCUCAGCUAA